Phragmites australis (common reed) is the source of this 490-nucleotide messenger RNA. RefSeq names its product large ribosomal subunit protein eL43z-like. Gene Ontology annotation, molecular function: structural constituent of ribosome. The record is from RefSeq and is a predicted model, not a curated record. The transcript has 4 exons. NCBI's taxonomy places the organism in Eukaryota, Viridiplantae, Streptophyta, Magnoliopsida, Poales, Poaceae. Gene Ontology annotation, biological process: translation. Gene Ontology annotation, cellular component: ribosome. The coding region runs from base 1 to 288 and encodes 95 amino acids.
AUGCCUAUGCAGACGAAGCGCACCAAGAAGGCCGGAAUCGUUGGCAAAUAUGGAACUAGGUAUGGUGCUAGCUUGCGUAAGCAAAUCAAGAAGAUGGAGGUGUCUCAACAUUCCAAGUACUUCUGCGAGUUCUGUGGGAAGUUUGCUGUGAAGAGGAAAGCAGUUGGAAUUUGGGGAUGCAAGGAUUGCGGGAAGGUCAAGGCUGGUGGUGCUUAUACCAUGAACACUGCUAGUGCGGUCACCGUCAGGAGCACAAUCCGUCGCUUGAGGGAGCAGACUGAAGCGUGAUUGUAGUUCUCUUCAGGAGUCGUGGGGUUUUGUAGUCGAGUCAAGACUUGGAAUCAGUAUAUUGUGGCUAUUUGGCCGAAGAGCAUCCUCCAGUAAUUUUGGCUUAUGCUUUAGUAUCUCUAAAAGUAUGUUGCUAUGAUUUGUACUUGGUUGCCGUUACAAAAUUGACCAGUGAUCUGUGAUCCUAUGCUCACUUUCAUGA